AUGUCUCCCCGUCACCCCCGCCGAUCUACAAAGACCUCAUCGCCCGCUCUGACUCCUACCGCGUCUACCGUCACCGUCACCGUCGCUGUUAACACCAACAUGUCCCUUCAUAAAGGAGCCACCUUUCACUCUCCUUCCACCCCCGAGGACGAACAGCAGCACCCCUUCAAAGUCCCCGACCUCCCUCGCCGCUCGCAGUCUUCGCUGGAGGAUGUCGUCGAUGCCCACAAGCGUCGUGUAGCUUUGACUCUGGGUGAUAUCGACCGUAGCCUCGCCGCCGUCGAGGACCGCUCUCCCACCGCCCGCCAGUCUUUCCCCGACGAGGCGGACCCCGUCCCCCAGGGCUUCCUCGAUCACACCGUCGGUUCUCAGCCGUCGACCAAAUCAUACGGGCCCCUCAUGGCUGGAGUCAUGUCUGAGGAGGCUACUUCCAUCGGGAGACACUCCCUUCGCCCGCGCCGCCGCCCUUCAAGGUACUCGGAUAGCGCGCUGGGUUCCUCAAUCGGAUCACGCUCUGGUAAGAAUGCUGAGGAUACCGCGCCGACUAGUGUCGUCGAUGACGGUGCCAAACCCACAACCGCAGCCAAAGCUAUAACUAGGUCUGCCGCGGCCGCCCACACCGCUACCAUGGAGAGUCUUCCCAGACUCAGUGCGCGUGCAAGCAACCGCAUCCGCGAGCAUGUCCUGAGACCGCUGCUCGCCAAGUCGUCGCUGAAGGACUUCCACCCCAUCGUGAAGGACUGCCCCAGGAGGAUCCACUCGAAGGAAAUCGUGUGUCUGCGUGACCUCGAGAAGACGUUGAUAUUUAUGGCACCUGUAAGUGAUAUCCCGGAGGGUGAUGCUUUUGUAGGGGGAGUUGCUCACUGGUUUUCGCGUUUGAAGGAGAGGACCAAGUCUACCGCCUUGUACCUCGAUUUCUGCCUCACGUCAAUCCGGUGUAUCCAAGCGACUGUGGAAUAUUUGAGCGACCGCGAACAGACCCGCCCUCACGACCGCCCUUAUACUAACGGAUACUUCCUCGAUCUCGUCGACCAGAUUAAGCAGUACGCCCAGCAGGUCCAGGCCGCGAAAGAGAAGGAAGAGAAAGGCGAGAAGCUGGACGAGAUGGAUCCUGAGUCGACGGAUGAGGUCAGACUCCAUGGAGGAUUGACCAAGAACGGCCGCCCUGCUGAGCUGGUUCGCGUCAAGAAGAAUGGAAAGGCCAUUUCUGUUGCUACCGGCCUCCCUAUUGACCUGGAGGACGAAGACAGCAAGGGAUCCAUGCGGUUUAAGCGCUCGUUGAGUCAGGAAGCCGAAGACGACGACGCCGUCAUGAGAUCUAUGGCCCGCCGGAAGCGAUCUGCCUCCGCAACUGAGCUUGCCCCAAAACGCUGCCGUGAGGCAGGAUGUGACAAGGAAUUCAAACGGCCUUGUGACCUCACAAAACACGAGAAGACUCAUUCUCGACCAUGGAAGUGCCCAGUUGAGACCUGCAAAUACUACGAGUAUGGCUGGCCAACCGAGAAGGAGAUGGAUAGGCAUCACAACGACAAGCACUCCUCUGCCCCUCCUUUGUAUGAGUGCCACUUUAAGCCUUGCCCAUAUCGCUCCAAGCGCGAGUCGAAUUGCAAGCAGCACAUGGAGAAGGCCCACGGAUGGGAGUACGUUCGAUCCAAGAACAACGGAAAGAACAGGGAGAACCCCGCUGGCACCACCACCACGAACCACGGCUUGGUAACCCCCCAAACCACAAAUAUCCAAACCCCAAGCAGCGAUGGGCAUUCCAUGGCCACACCUCCGGGUGACGACUUUGACAUGCAUACUGGAUAUGGUGGGUCCUUGUUGUAUGAUCAGCAACAGAAUCAGCUCAACUUCCCAGAAUACCCCUCCGAUAUAGACAUGUUUGCGUCGAAUCAACAGCUGCAGCUUGACUUCUCCCCCAUUUCUGAUCUCAAUCAGUCUGGAUCUUCCAACGGCCACUCCCCACCCUUCUCUGGGAAUGUCGUUCCUGGACAAGACCAUUUCCAGGACACUUUCCACCACUUGCAAAACAACGUUGACUUCAGCCUGUUCGAGAACGAAGACCUCUACAGCGCUAACGUCCGAAUCCCAACACCACCUCGCGACGUUUACCACCACGCCAUUAACGGAUAUCAGACCUCUGGCAUCCCAUUCGGCGCUGACCCUAUUCCACAAAUCUCCCCCAUUGGUCACGGAAAUACCAUGCUCUAUACGCCGACUUCCAUGCGAGAAGUUGACGAAGGCUUCGAGGACUUUGUUCCCGCCAACUGCAACCCGCAACUUGGCAAUUCCGGGGACUUCCAGCUCUUCCCAGCGUCUACAGGUGGUACGGUCGCCAGCUCCGCUCCCAGCGGCCUCUUUGGAGAAAUCCAACCAAACACCAUCCCAACCACGACUGGUUUCCCUGGUGUAUCUGCCCAGGAUCUCCUAGACUUCUAUGCCGCAAGCACAGCAGCUGCUACUCAGCACCACAGGCACCAGCAACAGCACCAGCACCAUCCUGGAAUUAACAAUGCGAUGAUGGAUUGGUCAGCACCUGACCAAUUCGGCGGCUAUAGCAGCCAUUGA
Molecule: messenger RNA, 2568 nt
Organism: Venustampulla echinocandica
Lineage: Eukaryota; Fungi; Ascomycota; Leotiomycetes; Helotiales; Pleuroascaceae
Product: putative Zinc finger transcription factor ace1
Exons: 2
Coding region: 1-2568 (855 amino acids)
Source: RefSeq, a predicted model, not a curated record